Messenger RNA from Cladocopium goreaui, 1800 nucleotides. NCBI's taxonomy places the organism in Eukaryota, Dinophyceae, Suessiales, Symbiodiniaceae. The record is from the annotation of a GenBank genome assembly.
AUGGAUUUCGAGGGUAUCUUGGAUCACUACGCGGUACUUGGCCUGGAACAGGGCUGCAGUGCAGCGGAGGUGCGCAAGGCCUUCAGGGCCAAAGCGCUGAAGUGGCACCCAGACAAGGCAGGCAGCUCGGCGGAGGCGCGCAGGCGCUUUCAGGAAGCUACAGAUGCAUAUGAAGUGCUAGGGGAUGAGGAGAAGAGAAAAGCCUAUGAUGGCCAUUUGCAACAAGAAAAACUGGAAAGAGCUGCUGCAGAAAAGGCCGCGGCUGAAAGAGCCCGAGCCACGCAACAAGCACAACAGGGAUAUGCCGGCGCGAAUGUCAAUGCGCCUGCGGGAAAUUUUCCCUUUCCUCAUGCAAGUCAUGGGCAUCCUGGGGCCCAAUCGCACCAUGGGCAGCAUGGGAAUCGUGGGACCUAUGGGACGCCAGGUAGACCAAGCCGCCAACAUUCCAGACCGUUUGAGGAUCCGCGAAGUCGUAUGCCUCAGCCAGAUUUGAGACCGACCGCUGCGGAAGUGCAUGGCUAUGGACGUCAGAAGAUGCCAGACGAUGGGCACCGGAGACGGACAGCUGGAUACAACCCACAUGACAUGCCCAAUGUACCAGACACCAGACCAACUGCAGCUGAAUUGAACCCCCAUGGCUUUGGACAACCCUUCCGUGCCACCAUCUCUGACCUGCAAACAUUGGCCAGCUUCAGACAUGAUGGUGCAAUAUGGAUCCCUAAGGUGAAGGACGUGAAGUGGUGCAGACCCGGUGAUGCUGGGAGGGUACAACUCAGUUUCGUUGCUGACUAUACCUCCUCCCGCAGCCGUGGAGGGGGGUCACGGCUCCUGCAGCUCUUACAGACCUCCAACUGCGAUGCCCUUCAGACGUCCUUUCAAGAACACCUGGACAGAGUGGCUGGUCGCUGCAGCUACCGACAUUUUCGGAUGCAACUGCUGGACCAUCCGGGACGAGGGGAACUGCAGUUUCGCGUGAAACUCUGCUUGGAGGGGGAGACGAGUGACCUUUUGCGCAGCUUUGAUGCUGCCUGGGAAGUGGCACCUUCACAGAAGAUGAAAGACUGCCCCUUAAUGUUCACGAUGGCUCCAGUGGCCAACCCCAAGACCUUCUGCCUAGACAUCAAGAAGACCAACGAGGCACCAAAGCUGAUGGACUUCAGGAAAGGUACCACCACCCUUGGCUUUGUGUUCCAGGGCGGUAUCAUCAUCGCAGUGGAUUCCCGUGCCUCCAUGGGUAGCUACAUUGGUUCAGCAACUGUGAAGAAGGUCAUCGAGAUCAACGAUUUUCUGCUUGGAACCAUGGCGGGUGGCGCUGCCGACUGCUCGUUCUGGGAGCGCCACUUGAACCGACUCUGCCGCAUGCACGAACUCAGGGAGAAGGAGCGCAUCUCGGUUGCCGCGGCUUCAAAGCUGUUAGCGAAUAUCUUCUGGCAGUACAGGGGCCAGGGUCUGUCCUGCGGCACCAUGGUGGCGGGCUGGGACAAGAAGGGCCCCUCGCUGUACAUGGUAGAUGACAACGGCGAUCGCCACAAGGGCAACGUUUUCUCAGUGGGUUCGGGAUCAACCUUCGCUUACGGCGUGCUGGACACCGGUUACAGCUAUGACCUGACUGUGGAAGAGGCAGUCGAACUGGGCCGGCGCUCCAUCUACCACGCCACGCAUCGAGACGGCGCCUCUGGUGGCGUUGUGCGCGUCUACCACGUCCACGAGAAGGGCUGGACGAAGAUGAUUGCCGGUGAAGAUGUGAACAAGUUGCACUACAUGUACGCGGCAGAGAAAAACCUCCGAGGAGAUGAGUGA